CACACCUCCGAGAUCCCAAAAUAUACCGACACAUACUACCACAGCUGUGAAUCAAACCAGCCUCACUCUCUCCCACCCUACCGGCCAACCAUGGCACCACUUUUCCGCCUCCUCCUCCCUGCUCUCCUCCCCUUAUUCCCAACCUUAACAACGGCCUGGACCGACCUCUCGGACGAAACCCUUGCCCGACUGCCAAACCCCUCGGACACGGACUUCGAUAUAACCUCUGGCGCCCUCCUCUCCCCAAUUCUAAUCCCGCGCGUUCCCGGCACCGAAGGCUCGCUGAAGGUGCUGAGCCACUUCCAAAACUUCUUCGCAACGAAGCUGCCGGACUGGAAGACGUCAACGCAGAACUCGACGGCGACGACUCCCACCUCAAAUGGGGCGGAGAUACCGUUCGUCAACUUCUAUGCCACGCGGGACCCGCCAUGGGCUGGCGGGGGGGACGUAGGCCGGUUAGUACUAGUAGCGCACUACGAUUCCAAGAGUACCCCGGAGGGCUUCAUCGGCGCGACGGAUUCGGCGGUGCCAUGUGCUGUGCUGAUGCACGCGGCACAGGCGGUUGACGAAGCACUGACGAGGAAGUGGGAGGACAUGCGGGCGAAGGGACUUGCCGGCGAUGGAUUGGGAGACGGGGACGGGCACGAGGACGCUUACCGCGGUGUCAUGAUCCUAUUCCUAGACGGGGAGGAGGCAUUUCACUCUUGGACUAACGAAGAUUCCCUAUACGGCGCCAGAAGCCUAGCAAAAACCUGGGAAUCCACCCCGCAUACUGUCCUUUCCCAACGCAAGAACCACAUCUCAAGCAUAGACCUCUUCCUCCUCCUCGACCUGCUAGGCUCCAAAUCACCCACUAUCCCCUCCUACUUCCCCACAACCCACUGGGCCUACACACACAUGGCAACGCUGGAAUCCCGUCUACGCCGGCAGAACCACUUCCUCUCGCACGAAACCUCGCCCAACCCAUGGUUCUUCGAGCCCAAGAAGGGGAAGCGCUUCAACAGCAUGAUGAUUCAGGAUGACCAUAUCCCGUUCCUGGCUAGGGGGGUAGAGGUAUUGCACGUCAUACCCUCCCCGUUCCCGAGGGUCUGGCAUGUCCUGGAGGAUGAUGGGAAGCAUCUAGAUAUGCCCACCGUUAAGGACUGGGCGAGGCUUACUGCCGCGUUCUUGGCGGGGUGGCUGGGGUUGGAGGGGUUUGUAGAGGCGCCGUUGGAGGUUAUACCUGUUGGUGGUCGUGCCGGGGAGGCGGAGGACGUUACGUCUGGGGCUGUCAAGGGACGGGGUGUAAGGUUGAAGACUGAGCUUUAGUAACCAUAGCCCCGGGGGCGGGGAGGUGGGGUUUCCGACUGUUUUCUUGUGAGAGGAUGACAGAAAUAGAGAUUCGGUGGCGUAAUGUUUCUCAUGAAAUGAGGAGGUAAAGUCCAUCUUGAAGAUUGACAUGACACAAGACAUGAAGGAAGUGCAUAUCAAGAUUCUUGUGCCACCCCCCCUCUUUCACUUUUUUAUUUUUUCAUUACAGCUCAAUUUAUACUAUCACGACAAUGUACCUAAUAACACAUUCAGUCCCUUUUUU
Tuber melanosporum (Perigord truffle) is the source of this 1573-nucleotide messenger RNA. RefSeq lists its product as uncharacterized. The transcript has 2 exons. The record is from RefSeq and is a predicted model, not a curated record. Bases 91 to 1308 code for a protein of 405 amino acids. NCBI's taxonomy places the organism in Eukaryota, Fungi, Ascomycota, Pezizomycetes, Pezizales, Tuberaceae. Gene Ontology annotation, molecular function: glutaminyl-peptide cyclotransferase activity; zinc ion binding.